This is a messenger RNA of Trematomus bernacchii (emerald rockcod), 1365 nucleotides long. It is a transcript of the gene pdgfrl, whose product is annotated as platelet-derived growth factor receptor-like. Bases 111 to 1205 code for a protein of 364 amino acids. The record is from RefSeq and is a predicted model, not a curated record. NCBI's taxonomy places the organism in Eukaryota, Metazoa, Chordata, Actinopteri, Perciformes, Nototheniidae. The transcript has 6 exons.
GUGUGUGAGGAUGGAGCAGCAAAUCUGAUCCGGUCAGCUGGAGCCAGCAGAGUUCCUCCUGAGCCCCUCAACAAACCCCUCUGACCUCUCCGGACCGACCCGUCUGCACCAUGAAGCUCUGGGUGGUGCUCGGCAUGGCUCUGCUCUGGGUGGAGCUCCAAAAUGGGUCCUGCCAGCAGAUCAAACGUAGAAAAGAUAUAGGAGCGAACCGCAUCCGCCCUGGGGGGAAGAGGGUGAAGGUACGAAAACUAAAAGAGGUAGCAGGGAAAGGCCAGACCCUGCUGACCCAGGUUCUAGAAAGGGGACGCUUCCUGCGCCUGGGCCAGAGCACCAGCCUGACCCCAGGGAGGAACAUGGAGCUGCGCUGCAAAGGCAACUCCAUCGGGUGGUCCUACCCCCCCUACCUGGACACCUUCAACGACUCCCGCCUCAGCAUCAAGCAGAGCGACAAGUACAGUCAGCUGAUCCUGACGGUGCCCUCUGCUGCCGACACGGGGCCCUACAGCUGCUGGGUGAUCGUCUGUGAUGGCACCGAGUGUGAGAGGGACCACGACCGAUCAUACGUCUCAUACAUCUAUUUCACAGACAAAGACAACCUCUUCGUCCCCUCGGCCUUCCACUUUGAGAUCGUGUACCUGCGCCCGGACCGGCCGGCCGUGGUGCCGUGCCGCGUGACCGACCCGCAGGCCGAGGUGUCCCUGCACAGAGAGGUCCCUCCAGAGGAGAUCACGGCCAACGGGACGCAGAUGACCUACGACCCCAGCAAGGGCUUCGUCCUGCAGAACCCCAGCCCCGAGCAACAGGGGGUCUUCUACUGCAAGGCCGUGACCAAGGGCACCCCCCAGAUCUCCACCAAGUACCAGCUGCUCUACGUGGAGGUUCCUAGCGGGGCACCAUUGGUCAGCCUCGAAGUCUCUCCGGAAUCUGUGACAGGCGGAGACAACGUCAACGUGACCUGCACGGUGCUGGGGGAGCCGGAGGGGGACGUGAGCUUCACCUGGUCUUAUCCUGGUCAGGACCACCGCCCAGUUCACAUCCACACGUCCUUGAGGCUGGUCCACAGAGGGAUGAGCCACACCACCAGGGUCUCCCAGAGCGUCCUGACUGUCGAGGACCUGGAGACCAUCGACUUUGGGAACUACAUCUGUAAAGCCAAGAACCAGCACGGAGAGACCAGUGUGAUGACCAACAUCCUCUCCAAGUAGCCCUGGAGGCUGCGCAGAGUCAUGUUGGAUGUGAGUGUGUUGUGAGGUAUAACUGGAACACACCCACCAGUGAGACCCCAUCAGAUGUCAUGUAUAUACAUAAGGAAGGGAGUGUUUUUACUUUGCAGAUCGUUAUUACAUAAAGAUUUGCUACAUAUUA